Boeremia exigua is the source of this 1923-nucleotide messenger RNA. RefSeq names its product fungal-specific transcription factor domain-containing protein. The transcript has a single exon. Bases 91 to 1923 code for a protein of 610 amino acids. NCBI's taxonomy places the organism in Eukaryota, Fungi, Ascomycota, Dothideomycetes, Pleosporales, Didymellaceae. Gene Ontology annotation, cellular component: nucleus. Gene Ontology annotation, molecular function: DNA-binding transcription factor activity, RNA polymerase II-specific; zinc ion binding; transcription cis-regulatory region binding. Gene Ontology annotation, biological process: positive regulation of transcription by RNA polymerase II. The record is from RefSeq and is a predicted model, not a curated record.
GUGCGCAAACCCGCGCGGCCUCUUUCGCGCGCGCAGUACCUCCCACCUCUUCCCGCUUCGCCACAACCGACGAAUCCGCCUCUCCCCAAGAUGUCGUCAGAGGGCUCGACCGCCUGUUGGACAUGCAAGCUUCGGCGCAAGAAGUGUAACAAAAGUCUACCAACAUGUCAUGACUGCACCUUACUGGAAAUCGAGUGCCACUACAGCGCGGACAGACCCACAUGGAUGGACAACGGGAAGGAGCAACACAAGAUGGCUGAAACCGUCAAAAUGCAGGUCAAGCGUAAUUUAGCGCAUCGAGCUCGACGGAACAAGAUUCGCAUCUUGUCUAAAGAGCUGAAUAACAGUUCCACUGAAGCAAGCCCACCAGAGUCUCCAACAUUUUCGCUCGUCCCUGAAUUGGACAGUAACAUAGACGCGCCUUGGGUGUCUCUUUCCACUCCUGCAAGUCAUGCCAGCCGUACUGAAUCCUUCGAUAACACUGAUACCGUUCAAUCGGAAUCGAGUGGUCAAGAUAUAUUCAUUCCUCACGAAGCUGAAACAGCAGCCGCUUACAAGCCAUCUGACUUCGUGUCAAGCCUCUUAAUGUCCUACUUGGACUAUGCUUUUCCAGUCUUGUUUCCGUUCUACAAGCCCCCAAUCUCCGAGGCUGGCCGCGGCUGGCUGCUCGCCCUCGCUCUGAAGUCUCCUGGGUUUUACCACAACAUUAUCGGUAUGGCCGCAUAUUUCUUCCACGCCAUGCCUACAUCGCCAGGUCCUACGCGCGAUCUCUGUAUGGAACAAGGUCAGAUUGAAAUGCAGACGCACAUGGAAAAAGCUGUUCAAGGUGUUCAGCAUAGUCUGGGUCGUGUGACUCGGAUGGGCAUCCAUCAUUCACUUGCGGAGAAUAUUCUUCUGCUGGGGAAUAUUGUUCAAUUGGUCAACUUUGAAGUUGUAUUCGCAACCUCUGCGAACUGGCAGAUGCACCUGACUGCUGCUGCGAACCUUUUCGACCAGACGCUCAGACACUUUGGUGAAGGAUGUCAAGGAGCGACGAAAAUGAGCGCCCUCCUUGGCCAACUUCGCGGCGUUAUGCCUCCAAACUGUUCCUUCUGGUCUGUUGAACAAGCUGCGUUGCGGUUCUUUGCAGCUACACUCAUACACCAAGACGUCAUUGCCGGCACCGCUCACGAGAAGACGCCAAAUCUACAUGUUUACUAUGACGAGCUGUUAGCUACACCUCUCAGCCUUGAAGAACAGUCCCAUAAAUUGCACCUGGAGAAUUUUACCGGUUGUCCAAACUGGGUGGUGCGCUCCAUUGCGGAGACUUCAUCUCUAAAAGAAUGGAAAGAGAAUGCCAAGAGGGCAGGCAGUCUCGACAUCCUAGAUCUAGUGCAACGCGCGACCCUUAUACAAACGGGUCUUCGUGAAGGCGUCGCAAGGUUAGGCGAGGUCACUGCAGAUGCGCUCGUCCAAACACAGGUCCACUCGUACCAGGCUCUUGAAUCGAUCCUAGCAAGGUCUAACAUCACAAAGUACCCAACAGCCACUCUGCCGUCUGUCCAUUGCACCAUCAGCAAGAUUUGGGCUCAUGCCGUUGAGGUGUACCUAAUCACUGUUCUUUCCGGCUGGCAGCCGAGCAAUAUCCAGCUCCGUACCCACGUGGCCCAAGCCCUCGAGCAUCUGAAAGUCAUCGACAAUCCAAGCUGGCUCCGCACUCUGGCGUGGCCGUUUUGUAUUCUUGGCUGUCUCGCUGCAACUGAACAGGAAGCGGCCUUCAUCGAUAUAGCUAAUGCCUCGGGUGGGCUAGCUAUGUUCGGCACGUUGCGCGAUGCACUGGCGAUCAUGCAGAAGGUGUGGAGUCUGCGCUGUCAACACAACGCCGAUACGUGGGAUAUCGCGUACUGUCUACGAAUCCUUGGGCACAGCGUGUUACUAGUAUGA